GACACGUUUGUUGACUGUUAGGAAAGUGUUGCUUUCGGCGUAUGUUUUGACAGCAGCAUCGUCGCUAACCCUUAAUAUAUUUAAUUGUAGUUGUAUUAAAGUUAAAGCAGAGGAAUCAGAUCAUGCUGUAAAGUCAGAUAGCUAAAAAAAUCAACCUGCCAAAAUGAGGAAGACGCACCUCACCCUGACACUUCCUCAAAAGUAGUCCCGUUCAGAGGCGGUCGGUGUGUUUUUGCUUUAUUUUAUCAUUUCUUUUUUGAUUGCUGAUACUGAGUGUGUUUUGGGAAGGAUUUCUAGGGAACUGGGCUUGUUUUAAAGUAUCAGAGAUGCUGAAUGUCCCAUCUCAGGCUUUUCCUGCUGCUGGAUCCCAGCAGAGAGUCGCGCCAGCCGGACAGUCCAGAAACAAGUUUAAUUCAGGUGGUGCUGAAACCCGGUCACAGUUUGCUGGACUGGAUCCGACUGACCAAAAGUGGACAGGAUUUAACAGGACUGAGAGGUCGACUGAUCGAGGUCACGGAAGACGAGCUGAAGAAACACAACACUAAAAAAGACUGCUGGACGUGCAUUAGAGGUAUGGUCUAUAACUUGAGUGCCUACAUGGAUUUCCACCCUGGUGGAGAAGAGGAGUUAAUGAGGGCUGCUGGGAUUGAUAGCACUGACCUGUUUGACGAGGUCCACCGGUGGGUGAAUUAUGAGUCGAUGCUGAAGGAGUGUCUGGUGGGGAGGAUGGCAGUGAAGCCCAGCCCUGCUCUACAAGCUCAGACAGAGAAGACUGAGAGCACUCAUUUAAACGGUUUAUCUGCGCCUUCAUCUUUAAGACCAGAGCCUUUAUCUGCUCCUCUUCCUGCCAAAGACCAUCGUCCCCGGUAUGAUUGGUUCCAGACCGAUGGCACGGUCAAUAUUGUUGUUUACACCAAGCGAAAGAUUCCCAGCGCCGGCUGUGCAGUGGUGGAUCUACAGGAUGAUAAUCUCCGAGUGGAGAUGCUGUUGGGCAGGAUGUCAUACCUUCUCUACUGGCGCCUCUCCAGUAGAGUUCAAGAUCAUGUUGAUGUGCAGACAGCCCACUCUGUUGGAAAGGUUCAGUUGUGUCUACGCAAAUCCGUCAAAGAAAAGUGGACGCAAUUGGGACAACCGCUAGAACACCAUGACACAUUCAUUCAGUGUAAAGAUCGGGGGCUCUUCUACAGGGAGUGUGUGUUGCUUUCGAAAACAGACGUCACACACAACACGCAGCUCUUGCGUUUGCAGCUUCCUCGAGGUUCACGUAUGCAAGUUCCUGUGGGAAGACACGUCUACCUCAAAAUGUCUGUUCAGGGUACAGAUGUUGUGAAACCAUACACAGCAGUGGAUCAGAUGCUAAUACCUCCCUCACAGUCCGGUGCUGAAGUGGGCUCAGACAUGCAUCUCAUGAUAAAGGUCUAUCCGGAUGGAGUGUUGACCCCGCACAUCGCCAACCUUCCUGUUGGAGCGUCUCUGUCUGUUGGAGGCCCUGAAGGCUCCUUUACUCAGCGAGUCCUGCGUGAUGUCACUCAUCUCUACAUGUUAGCAGCGGGCACAGGAUUCACACCCAUGGCUCGUCUCAUCCGGCUGGCCCUGCAGGACUUCACAGUGAUCAGAAAAAUGAAGCUGAUGUUCUUCAACCGGCAGGAGAGAGACGUACUUUGGCAGUCACAGCUGGAUGAACUAUGUACAAAAGAGGAAAGAUUUGAGGUGCAGUAUGUUCUCUCAGAGCCUGCAGACUCGUGGACGGGCAGAAGAGGACGGAUAGAUGCUUGUAUGCUGCAGAACUUCCUGGAGAGGCCAGAAAACUCCAAGUGUUUAGUGUGUGUGUGCGGCCCUGCUGGGUUCACGGAGUCAGCAGUGCAACUGGUCAGACAGCUGGACUUCAGUGAAGAGGAACUCCACGUUUUUCAGGGUUGAUUGCGAUGUAACAGAUUUCUCACACACACACACACACACACUCGCAGAUUUGUUUCUAUGCAUAUGAAAUGCACUUACCAAUGAAGACAAACACUCCCAUGAAGCUGCAACACUCGUCAUCUCUCAGUUCGUGGGAAUCCAAUGCAUAUAGACUCAAAACUAAUGCACUUACUGAUCGUCUUGUAGCACUAUAAGACAAUCAAUCCAUCAAUCAAACGCGUCCUAACAUUACAUUCCAGAAACGGCUGAAAUAUUAGGACGUUUAAGACAGAAGCCUUAAGCAGGACAACUCUGCAACAUUAAAACAGAUCAUCUAUUACGCUGUCCACAUUUUUUCAGACAUCCUGCAAGGACGUGAGAGGUUUGGAGCAAUAUAGUACUGUAAAUCAAUGCGACUUAAACAUGACGUGCUGUAGGAAGCAAAUGAUAUACAAUAUAGCAAAUUCUCAGUAAACCAGAAUGCAGUACAAGUUAAUUCGACUGCCACAUGCCGUUUUCUUAACAGUGUAGAUGUAGACUAUGUCCUUAAAUAUGGUUUGUACCUCUAGUGCUGUUGAAUCUAGUGGAAUGCUGUAUUUCUGAGGUCUAUCACGGGUCUGAUAUUGGUUUUGGGAGGGGAUGAAACUAUUCUAGCACAGCACUUUGUGUUAAACCAGCAGACCAGGCUGUUUGUUGUACGCUACUUCGGAUAAAAUGCGAAGCUGAGAUCUGAAUAUUUAUUUAUUGAUGUAAACUCUUGACUGUAAACACAUUAGUAUUGAUUUAAAACUAACGGCUUCCAACGGAGGAGGUUGGUUGUUUCAUAAUUAAAUGUUUUAAUGAAGAACAUCGUGUUUGAGUUAAAUGCUGACUUGUACUCCUGGUUUCGCAAGGUCCAAGCCUAGUCGCUGAUUAAAUGUAAUUUCUGGGCGAGUUCUGGGCUGUUUCAGCUUAGAUGCUGUUCACAUAUUGUGUCUGAAAGCGUGUGGCGUGUCACUUCCUUCACCAUUUUCAACACGUUUUGCUCUUGCACUCAUAAGGUGUGUUUUGUGGUUAGUCAACCAUCAAUUCAACUUUAUUUGUAUAGCAACUUUAAUAAUAAUUAUACAGUUAAAGUCAGAAUUAUUAGCCCCCCUUUGAUUUUUUUCUUCUUUGUUAAAUAUUUCCCAAAUUAUGUUUAACAGAGCAAGGAAAUUUUGACAGUAUGUCUGAUAAUAUUUUUUCUUCUGGAGAAAGUCGUAUUUGUUUUAUUUCGGCUAAAAUAAAAGCAGUUUUUAAUUUUUUAAAACCCAUUUUAAGGUCAAAAUUAUUAGCCCCUUUAAGCUAGAUUUUUUGUGAUAGUCUACAGAAAAAACCAUCGUUAUACAGCAACUUGCCUAAUUACCCUAACCUGCCUAGUUAACCUAAUUAGCCUAGUUACGCCUUUAAAUGUCACUGAGCUGUAUAGAAGUGUCUUGACAAAUAUCUAGUCAAAUAUUAUGUACUGUCAUCAUGGCAAAGAUAAAAUAAAUCAGUUAUUAAAACUAUUAUGUUUAGAAAUGUGUUGAAAAAAUAUUCUUUCUGUUAAACAGUAAUUGGGGAAAAUGUAAACAGUGGAGCUAAUAAUUCAGGGGGGGCUAAUAAUUCUGACUUCAACUGUAGUUUCAAAGAAGCUUUACAAAACAUGCAUAUUAUUGUUAGGGAUGGGUACUAAAACUCAGUCUUUUAUCGGUAUCAGUGCUACAUUAUAAAAGACCAAAGUAUAAAGGCUGAUUUAUACUUCUGCGUGAAGCCACAUGUAUGCAACGGUGCGGCCUGCGCGUGGACGCAUAGCCCUCGCAGUGGCCACUGGCGUCGCUGGCGCGCACCUCUCAAAAAAAUGUUACUACACGUUGCAACGACGAUUGGUCAGCUUAGUAUCGCUAACAAGUGUGGGCGGGACCGAGACCCACGCGAGCCAGAAGGAGGGAGUGUUUACAAAUGUGGAGUCCCGUGAAGAAGCUCCGGAUGGAAAGGUGUGGGUCCUAAUGCCCCAGUAUAGUGAUGGGGACUCAAAAAUUCUCAGUGAAUGCCGUCUUUCAGAUGAAAAGCUAAACCGAGGUCGUUAAAAAUCCCAGGAUGUCCUUCGAAAAAGAGUAGGGGUUUCACCACGGCAUCCUGGCCAAAUCUGCCCACUGGCCUCUGUCUAUAUCACUCUGUCUCCUCUCCACCAAUCAGCUGGUGUGCAGUCUUUCGCAAUUAUGGCUGCCGUCAUGUCGUCCAGGUGGAUGCUGCACACUGGUGGUGGAUGAGGAGAUUCCCCCUUAUGUGUAAAGCGCUUUGAAUGCGCAGAAAAGUGCUAUAUUAAUGUAAGGAAUUAUUAUUAUUAGUAAGUAUAAAAGCCUUUACAGUUCUCGGCUGUGAGUGCAGAGUGGCGGAGAGAACUAAACGGUUAAGAGGUUGUAUUUCCUGAGUGGACACCGACAAUGUCCGUUGCAACAAACACAACAAGUUGUCUUCUUGCGUAAGCGGGAACGCUAGCAAUCUGGCUAAUGGCUCGUUUCCACUGACUGGUACGGUACGGUACGGUUCGGUUUGGUACGGGUCACCUUUAUCAGACUUGCGUUUCCACUAACAAGGGUACCCUUUUGGUGGGCGUGGUGUAUGACAGAAAGUUUCAGUCGACGUCAUUCUAGCUCGAGGAAAUGUCUACAAUAAAGCUGUACAGGUCGCUCACAUAUCAUAUGAGAAGCACUUCUCACAAAACAGAUGCUUUACACACAUAAAUACUUGUGUAGAAAUGUUUAUUACUAACUUUUCUAUGAACAUGAGUUGAUUAUAACUGCAGAUCAAAUGAAACAGCCUACAGUAACGUUUGUAAUUAUAUUAAAUAACUAAAUAAAUGAACAUAUAUAAACACAUACAGCCCCUUACAGUCUCCGAUAUGUUACCAACUACAGAAAAACUACAUAAAGUAGACAUUUCGCCCGUAUUUAAUGUGCUCCUUUUUUCCGGCUUCUCCUUUGUUUCUUCACGCUUCACUCUCGCGUUUGUCAGUGUCUGACAGGAUCGGGUUUCAAAAGCACGUCAAUAAUCAAGCGCAGGUAAUUACCAUCAGCUCAAGAAGUUUGUUAUUUCAGAUAUAAUGUUAGACGCGCGCGAGCGCUAGCAAGAAAGCGAAACCGCUCGCGCCUCAGACUGGCUCGUAAAAAACUACGGGGCACAGGGUAAAUCUGCUCUUCUUCUUGGAUUUGUGGCUGUUUAUCAAGAUGACGACAAGGUUUGUUUGAGCCCAGAUCGACCAUGGCUCAUUAUUAUAUGUAUUUAUAAUUCCGCUAUAAUCUCUCGCUGUGUUUUUCAAACAUGGCGGUUUUUUGUUUUCAUUCUGGCUUGUUGCGUAAGCGAAUGACGUAUCUCUGUAAACCAAUAGCAUUCAGCUGCGCGUCUAGCUCCGCCUUUUGGUACCCUUUCUCGUGUUUGGUACCCUUUCGAAAGGGUGCCGAAAAAGUGGUACGGUACGGUUCGGUUCGGUUCGGUACGCUUUUUGACAGUGGAAACGGCCAUAAAAGCGUACCAAACCAACCGAACCGUACCGUACCACUCAGUGGAAACGAGCCAUACGCGUCUUUCAAUUAACUGCAGAAAGACAAAUGAAACGUUUUGACUGCCAAAUGGUUCAUCAUCCUCAACUGUUUUAAAAACACAGUCGGCGCAAUAGCCAAGUGGUUAACAUAUGGUGCAGUAGCACUUCAGGGCGAGUUUGAAUCUUGACCCGAGGACGUCCCUACCUUCUCUCUCUCUCUCUCUCUCUCUCUCUCCCACUUCGCUUCCUGUCGGAAAUACUGUCCUAUCAACCUAAUAAAGGCAAAAAAUAAAUCUUAAAAAAAAAAAACACAGUUAAAUCCCACAACACCGUUAACUGUUAAUGAUAAAUCAUAAACAUUAGCCAUGCUCAUUUCGGUUCAUUUUCCAAACUGACAACCGUCGCUUGUUAACCGAAUAUUAACCGGUCAGAUUAAUAUUAAAUUAUUAUUAAAAUAUAAAAAAUGAACUGACGUGUCUAUUUUGUGUCUGACACAUUAGGCUAAAUAUUGCAUUUUAAAAUAGGCUACUGAUGUAUUUUAAUAUCUGAACAACAGCACACAGAACAUAUUAACAACAGAACAUCUUCACGCACCUGCAGUGUUUGCAACAGCAUAGAAAAACAGAUAAACGGAAUAAAAGGAAUCAAAUAAAUAGGCCUGUCCUAGAUAUUUUUCACUUAAAUUACAAAUUUAGAUGACUAAACGAAAACACUGACCGAAUCCUUUUUAAGAAUCGCCCUUCGAUCGCCCCAUGAAAAUGAUGCACUUAAUUAAUGCUCCACUGUAAUUAUUAGGCUGUAUCACAAACCUCUGUCAACAUUUUAACUGAAGUCAUUAUUUAGAGUUUAUGUCUUGAGCGUCUCAUUCAUUCAUUUUAGGAAGCUUCCCCAACACUCAGGAUGGCUUGAAGGGUUAAAUUAUGGGUUAUUUUUCUACUGUUCCUUUAAGUUAGUAAACAAUAUAUUUUUCAUGCUAUAUUUUUACACUUUCAACACUUUUAUUUUGUCCUUCCAGAGGAGAGUUUUAACAUUGCAAGUGCAAAAAUUGUAUUCUAAUAAAAAAGAGGUCUGUGGAUAUAGCGCAAGUACAUGCAGUAACGUAACAUUUCACACACAAAAAGAUUUUACACACACACAGAUAGAGUUUGCGCAUCUUUUGUAUAAACCGCAAUUCAAAGUAAAGCCAGGAAAGUAACAUAAAAUCAGUUCCAACAUUAAACAUCAAUGUUUUACUCUUCCUUCAAACCUAUUGGAGAUUAUUCUGUUGAACACAAAAGAAGAUCAGGGUAUCCGCAGGGGUCUGAAAAUGCCUUAAAUCUCAAGAUCUAAUUUGUAGGCCUUAAAAAGUCUUACAUUUACUGAAAUAUUGUGUUGUAGGUCUUAAAUCUGUUAUGACCAGGUCUUCAUUUUCCUUAGUUCAUGUGUUGCUAUCCAAUAUGGCCAUUACCACCCAUACAAUCACCAUCAAUCCAUCUUAAUAAAACUUUACACUUUAUUUAAAAGGGUCAUUUUAACUAUCUCUCAUAAUGGUUCAAUUAUUUUCCUUACUACAACAUUAGUUUAAAAGUGCGCCGUGUAUUUACUGCUGAGGACACCGGGCUAGACCGAUGGUUGUGCAUAAUUUAGUUUUUAAAACUUUUAAAACAUUUCAUAUUUUUCUUUUAAAGAAAGUCUUAUGUUAGAAGCAAGUGGAGCUUGCUUGUUUUUACACAACAUGUAGCAUAUUUUGCUAAGAAAUGUCUAAAGUAUUUAAGCACUUAGCCCUGUAUGAGUCUGAAAUUUAAUUCACAAUGGUCUUAAAGAUGUCUUAAGUCUUACAUUUAAUUUGGUGAAACCUACAGAAACCCUGGAAGAUAUUUUGAAGAAUGAGCUAUUGCUUUAAAACAUGUUUAUUAUUCAUCUUAUUAUAGCUAGUGCAAGCUCAUUUGCAUAAAGGCAGUGAGU
Danio aesculapii is the source of this 7384-nucleotide messenger RNA. Its product is annotated as cytochrome b5 reductase 4. The record is from RefSeq and is a predicted model, not a curated record. Gene Ontology annotation, molecular function: oxidoreductase activity; heme binding. NCBI's taxonomy places the organism in Eukaryota, Metazoa, Chordata, Actinopteri, Cypriniformes, Danionidae. Gene Ontology annotation, biological process: superoxide metabolic process; generation of precursor metabolites and energy. Bases 334 to 1920 code for a protein of 528 amino acids. The transcript has 16 exons. Gene Ontology annotation, cellular component: endoplasmic reticulum.